Molecule: messenger RNA, 4572 nt
Organism: Anarrhichthys ocellatus (wolf-eel)
Lineage: Eukaryota; Metazoa; Chordata; Actinopteri; Perciformes; Anarhichadidae
Product: probable C-mannosyltransferase DPY19L4
Exons: 19
Coding region: 250-2556 (768 amino acids)
Cellular component (GO): nuclear inner membrane
Molecular function (GO): mannosyltransferase activity
Source: RefSeq, a predicted model, not a curated record
GAACUUCCGCUAUGUCACAUCCCAGCAGCUGCAGCGCUGCACACAGUUGACACCGCAAACACCGAAACUUCAACCGCUAGUUUCCAACUUGAAACAAGGGAAGUUGCGCUAAAAGAGGGAAGCGAAUAGUUCGGCUUGUCACCUGCCUAGUUCACCUCAAAGCGGAAUAUUGGGUUGAGAGCUAGCCGCUUGUUAGCUAGCAUGCUGCUGUCUCCACACAUCAGACGACUCCUCUAAUUUAAUCUCGUCAUGACCGAGUUACGAUGUCGAAAAACAGACUCUUCGGAGGGAGAAGAAGAAGAGGACGAGGGCCAAAAUGAGCUCGAGUUGGAGACUACACAGGCUAGAGAGACGCUGAACGCAGUGGAUGAUGGGAGCGCGUCCGUCGGUGGAGAUGACGAGCAGCAGAAAGAUGAGGGUGAAGUGAAAGAAGAGGAUGCUCAGCAGAAACAGGACGAAUCAAACAGACCCGAGGCCUCUGUCAAAAGAUCCAAGUGCUCUUCUGCAUCGGGUUUACUGCAGCGCCUUGCGAGGCUGUUCUUUGGAUGCCUGGCAGCAGUUGCCUGUGGUGUGCUUUAUGCCACGUAUAUGUCUUUGUAUCAUGACAGGAAGUUCUGGUUUUCCAUCAGACAGGAGGUUGAGCGAGAAAUCACCUUCCAGGGAGGCAGCGGGCUCUACUAUUACUACUACAAGCACAUGCUGACGGCACCGUCCUUUGAGAGAGGGUUUUAUGAGCUGAUGCUAGAUAACCGGACCGUUUCGGGUCAGACCAUCAACGCAGUGGAGCGUUUGUCACUGUAUCCAGAGCUCAUCACAAGCUUCAUAUACAGAGUCACAGGCAGCCAGGAUUUUGUGGAGCCGAUCUACUUCUACGUCGGAGCGGUUUUCGGACUGCAGGCCAUCUAUGUCACCGCCCUGUUUGUGUGUAGCUGGGUGAUGAGCGGCACCUGGGUGGCCGGCAUGUUGACCGUGUCCUGGUAUGUGAUCAACAGACCGGAUACAACCAAAGUGGACUACGCUAUUCCUCUGCGGGACAACUGGGCUCUGCCUUACUUCUCUUGCCAGGUUGCAGCUUUGACUGGAUUCCUGAGUAAUAACAUCAGCUCUGCCACCGAGAUGUGCUGCUACCUCACCCUGAGUGCGACCACCUUCAUCUUCCUCCUGGUCUGGGAGCACAGCCACUAUGUGCUCUUCAUCCAAGGCCUCUGUCUUCUCUUACUGGACUCUUUUGACCUGGUGCCACCGCGUAAGAAUGCCGACAUUCACAAAGCUUACCUCGGCGCUCUGUUCCUGGCCUACUUGUUCCAGUUUCAGAACCCGGCCCUGCUCGGCUCGCCUCUGCUCAGCCUCCUGAUUGGCUCAGUGCUCGCGAGGUACUUCCAGCAAAAGAUGAAGAUGGGACCUCUUGUGGCCAGAGUCAUGAAGCUCUUCCUCCACUUCUACCUCGUCUUCACCACUGGGAUCACCUUCAGUUAUCUGGUCAAGAAACUUAUACCUGUAAGUGAGAGUGAUUUCAUUCUGAAAUUCCUUGAAGUAAAAUUUGGGCCCAACAUGACAACUGACUUUAUCACCAACUUCCUCCUGUGCCAAGAGAGUUUCCAGACACCCGGUCAGGACUUAUUUCUACGACUGACGCAGGCCUCAGUGCUUCCCUUCUACUUGCUGGUGCUCACUGUGUGUCUGCUGUCCACCCUGCAGACCAUUUACAGAAGACUCAGUGGCCAGCCAAUGAAAACCAACCUCAGACUUGAAGACGGGCGAAUAGGGGAGCAGCCUGAGGUCAUCUAUCAUGUUUUUCACACGUUGCUAUUCGGAGGCCUGGCCCUGCUGUUUGACGGGAUGAAGUAUUUAUGGACCCCGUACGUCUGCAUGUUUACAGCGUUCGGCGUGUGUUCUCCAGACCUCUGGAUGACUGUGUUUAAGUGGCUCAAACUGAAGUCCAUCCACCCGGUAGUACUGUCUAUGAUCCUGAGCACAGCGGUUCCUACCAUCAUUGGUUUCAGUUUAUGGAGGGAGUACUGCCCUCGCGUCUUAGCAGAGUUGUCGGACGUGCAGGAGUUUUACGAUCCCGAUACAGUCGAGCUGAUCAGCUGGAUCAAGUCACAGGCUCCGGUGGCGGCAGUCUUUGCAGGAAGCCCGCAGCUGUUGGGAACGGUGAAGUUGUGUUCAGGUUCAGCUGUGACCAGUUUACCGCUUUACUCAAACAUCGACCUGCUGAGGAGGACUGAAGACACUUACCAGGUGUAUUCAAUGAGGUCUGCAGAGGACAUUUACAAGAUUCUGACCUCUCAGAAGGCAAACUACGUGAUCAUCGAGGAGUCUAUUUGUAACGAGCUUAGUCUCAAUAAAGGCUGUCGGAUCAAAGACCUGCUGGACAUCGCCAAUGGACACGUGGUUUAUGACAAAGGAGAGAUUUACUCUUUCUCCAAGCACCGGAGAUUCUGCCACGAGAUAAAGAUGAACUACUCGCCCUACACAAACUACUUCACGCGGGUCUUCUGGAACCGAUCGUACCACGUGUACAAAGUGAACUCCGUCAUCUCCUUCCAGUACUGACAGCAGCUCCCUCCUCCGCCCGCUGAGACUCCGCUGAGCCCGGCUCCGCCCUCCACAUCAUAUCCACCAUGUAACAUGGAGGAGGAGGGAGGAGGGAAAAUGUCUAAUCACUGGUGCCUCCCACAUCCUGGUGUAGAUGGUGAAGCUGUAAAUUGAAACACAGCGGAGCACAUUGGUUUUGGCCUACACAUAGUUUGAGUAAAAUCAACAUGAAAGGGCCCUGUUGAAAUAUGCCAUAAGUAAUGAUCACUGUACUGUAGUUAAUUCAGCCAUGCGUUAAUGUUACUGUCAUGUAUUUAAUGAGGUGAGAGCUGAUAUGUGAGGCCUGUGUGUUCACUCUGUACGGAGGCAGAGAGAGAUUGUUUUUUAAGCUCUGUAAAAGUGGGUAAGUAAAGUAAAGAUCUCCCACCUCAGUUCAUAACUAUAAUUCCUGGGGUUAACUGUCAGCCAGUGAACAUAUUUGAAGCUCUGCAGCUCACCUGCGACAGAUGUCAGGUGUGAAGUGUACAGUUUCUUCACACACCAUGGAUAUUUAUGGAGAGAUUGUUUGGUUUGAGUGUGUCAUGCGUCUCCCGUUUUAAUCCUGAUUGAUUGAACAACCCAGGACAAUAGAAACAACAUCUGAGCUUUCAUUCAAAGGGAAGUCGACGCUGCUUCUGAUGCUGCUUAUUUCUGUUGCUACGUCUCCAUCAUUCUCUUCAUCUGGAUGCCUUAUUUUGAGAUGUGGGAAGUGCCUGACUGACGCCCCUCUCUAUCGACCCUUUAGUCGCGUCUGAGACUGACCGUUUCCUCCUUCCCCGGGUCUUACCUGAAGUAUUUCCCUCUGGUGCUACCAUGCAAGUCUCGCCAUGUAGUGACUAUUAGGUUUUGAAUUAUGGAAAAUAAGUGUGUAUGAGUUGUUAAUUACAAAGCUGAUUUCCUGAUGUUGCCAUUUGGUGCCAAGAAUUUGUUUUAUCCAGCUUAUUAUGCUUUAAAUACAAUUUUUAUGUCCGAUAUUUUUCUUUAAAAUCCAACAAGGAGGGACUAUGGGCAGAAAAAAGAUUUUAUAUAUUAGAGCUAUUUUCUUUUAAGUUUUCUAUUAGGACGUUUUUGCAUUUUCCUCUGCCAUAUGAAAUCUUAAGUCACUCUACACUUGCAUGCAAAUAUGUUGUAAUUAUAUUUGGCUUAUUAGAUGUGUCUCAGGAUUGUUAGGGUGGGAAAUACCACAACUUUAAUAUUCUUAAAAAAGUGGCCAUUAUUAUUACUAUUUAUAUGUCCCAAGAAAAUAGUUAUCUCAUGUAAUUCCUACCAGCUCCACCCAACCUCUGAGCAGAGCUGUAACCAGCCAGUCUCGGUAAGUGUCGGUUCAUUUAUUUUUUAUUCACUAUAAAGUGCUUUAAUAUGGUAUUUGUUAAAGAUUGUAUUUAUUAAUUAUUAAAUCAAAUAUUUUAAGGGACUUUGGGGGCUCCAAUGCCUUCUGUAAUCACCAAUUAACGUUAAAUUAAAUGUCACUUUUUUACUUAGUAGUAGUUGGUGUACACUUUCACUCGCAGCAGAGUAUUCAGAGUGUGGUUUAGUGUUUAUCUGAAUACUUCUCCUCCACUAGAGGUCAUCAGAACAGACUAACAACUGUCCGCCAUGACGUUUCGUUGCCGCAGUAACCAUUUGUUUCGUUGCAAUUUACAUUUGAGACGUAAACGACGUCGAUGCUGAUUGAUACGUUUGGCUGUUUUACAUCCACCAGUAACGAGGUAUGUGCCAUUGGUUUCUUGAAAACGUGAGAAAUGUUUCGGUGUUCGAUCUUCAACUAUUGGUUAAAAGAAAAGUUUCGGUAAACUCAUGUAACGUUAGCCUAACAGUAAAAAUAUCUUUGCUCCAUAACUAGCCAACAUUACAAGCUUACAACGUUUAUUUAGCUUAGCUUAGCAUCAUUGCCAUUUUACAACAAUGAAAGGUAGCCGCCUUCACCCACAGAAAAAACAUAGUAUACAUAUUUAAUGCUGAAUAAAAGGCUAUAUAAUUAUAUAUAAUCUACAG